Messenger RNA from Lachnellula hyalina, 3783 nucleotides. RefSeq names its product Ribosomal RNA-processing protein (gene RRP12). The transcript is spliced from 2 exons. The coding region runs from base 1 to 3783 and encodes 1260 amino acids. Lineage: Eukaryota; Fungi; Ascomycota; Leotiomycetes; Helotiales; Lachnaceae. The record is from RefSeq and is a predicted model, not a curated record.
AUGUCUCUCGCCGAAAAGCUCGACAAGAUUCGAUCGCCCAAGCUGGAGGGGCAACAACAGACUCGAAUUGUACUCUCCAGUGUUGACGAGACCCUCAAAGCCCAAAAAUCUGAGGCGGACCCUACAGCUUAUUUUGCUGUUCUUCUCGACCUUCUCCGACAAGCCACUUCUAGCACUGGGGUAAAAAAAGAUCUAGCAACUCCAGCAAUAUACCUUCUAGAUGUUAUUGCGCCCUAUGCCCCGCAGGCCCUACUCCGAUCGAAAUUCUCCCAAUUCGUCACCUAUCUCGCCCCCGCCUUGAACUUCCCCGAAGCCGACGCUCCUCUCCUCAGACCAUGCUUGGGCUGUCUUGAGACAUCACUGCUAGCACAAGAUCUGGCAUCAUGGAAUCUACCUCAAACACAGAUUGGACCUCGAGGUGCUCUGGCUGGCCUGCUAGGACUGGCUGUAGACCACAGGCCCAAAAUCAGGAGACGGGCACAAGAAGCUAUUGUCAAAGUUUUAAAGAAUCCUCCACCGAGCCCAUCUAGUGAUCACCCAGCAGCCGAUAUGUGCGCAGAAGCCGCAUUGAAGAGCUUGAGUGACCUCGCGUCUAGUUCGAAUCAAGCAAAGAAGCAGAAGAAGGGUGGACCGGCUGAACAUGAGCCAGGGAUGAUACACGCUUUACAUUUGGUAAAGACGGUAGCUUCGGCAUCAGGUGGUUGGCCAAGUAAGAAGAUCGAGGAGCUGUGCGAGGUUCUGCUCAAUAUUUCGAAAUCGAGUAACGAAUACAUGACUAUGGCUGCUUUCGAGGUUUUUGAAAUCAUAUUCGAGGGCAUGGCAGAUGAUGAAUCCUCAGCCAAACUUCCCAGACUUCUCGAAGUUAUAUCAGAACUCAGACCCUCGCAGAACGAUUCACAGCUUUUACCGCCAUGGAUAGCUGUCAUUUCGAGAGGAUAUGAUGUUUCCGCACAGAUUGAACCAGACGAGACUUUCCAAAAGCUCCCCGAGCUGUUCAAUAUGAUCUCAUCAUUCCUGACGUCUUCAUCUCACAAUAUUCGAGUUUCAGCAUCAGAGUGUUUGAUCUCAUUCAUGGCAAACUGUGUUCCAGACUCGGUGUUAUUAGAGCCUUCAAUUUAUGACGAGAAGGUUUUAGAGAAGCUUGCAAAAGCGGCCGUGGAUUUAUUAAGCGUGAAGUACCAAGCCGCUUGGAUGGAGACUUUCAACGUGAUAGGAGCAAUGUUCGAUGGCUUGAGAUGGCGAGCUGACCCGAUACUCACAAAUGUUGUUAAGACUAUUGGCGAGCUUCGUGGAAAUGAUUCUUUCGCUGGAAAGAAAGAGGCCGAUGAGAUUCUCGGAAAAGCUAUUCGGGCUAUGGGCCCAGAAAGCGUUCUGAGCAUUAUACCCCUGAACUUGGCAAAGCCACAAGCUGGAAAACCGGGUCGAGCUUGGUUGCUUCCCAUUCUGCGUGACUACGUCAGCAAUACGAAUUUGCAGCACUUCAAGACCGAGUUUGUUCCUCUCAGCGAGAUGAUGUUCCAGCGUGUCAUUGACAACGGCGACGCUGAGAAGACCAUGGAGAUCAAAAUAUUUGAAACCCUUGUUCAGCAGAUAUGGGCACUGUUACCUGGAUACUGUGAUCUGCCACUUGAUCUCGCGGACUCUUUUGACCAAGGCUUUGCGGAAUUGGUAGCGAACUUGCUGUACAAGCAAGUCGAACUCCGUUCUGAUGUCUGCAGGGCGCUUCAGACCCUGGUAGACUCUAACAAGGCUAUUGUUGCAAUUGAGACUGAGGAUAAUCUUGUCCUGCAAAGUCGAGUUUCCAAGGCUAUGGCCCAGAAGAACCUGGAUUAUCUGUCUGGCUUUGCGAGUAACAUGCUUGCAGUCUUGUUCAAUGUUUACAGCCAAACAUUGCCUCAAUACAGGGGCUAUAUUUUGCAAUGCAUCAACGCCUAUCUGAGCAUUACUCCCUCUAAGGAGCUCAUGGAGACAUUCGAGAGAGUUACUACAACCCUACAAUCGUCUCUCACAGAAUCAGCAGCACAGACUCAAGCGGAAAGACAAAAGCAGAAAGAGCAAAACGCCGUGGACAAGAUGCCCCCAAUGAGCCAUACUCUCAUGGAUCUGGUCAUCACUAUCGCUAUCUACCUACCUCGAGAGAGUUUCAUUACUCUCUUCAACAUCUCAUCUGUCAUUAUAGUCAUGGAUAGCGAUCCGCAGUUGCAAAAGAAGGCAUACAAACUCAUCCCAAGACUCGCCGAGUCCCCUCUCGGUCAAUUGGCUUUGAACGAACGAAGCUCUGAACUCCAGCAGCUACUCGUGAACAGCGCAGAGAAAGUCUCACCACCAGCGCGAAAAGACCGUCUAUCAGCCAUCUCAACACUCGUCCCAUUCAUCCCCAACUCCUCCCUCCAUUUCAUCCCCACAAUUCUCUCCGAAGUAGUAAUCUCUUGCAAAGAAGUCAACGAGCGGGCCCGCACAACAGCCUUCGACCUCCUCAUCCUCAUGGGCGAGAAAAUGGUAUCCGCAUCCGGCUCCACAAUUGACAACAGCAAAGUCCCGCAUAUGCCUGAAGACGCACCGCCCGUCGUUGCGAACCUCGAGGAAUUCUUCACCAUGGUGACAGCUGGUCUCGCAGGUGGCGCUUCACACAUGGUGUCCGCAUCCAUCACAGCAUUAACCCGCAUCCUGUAUCAUUUCCGCCACUCGCUGAAUGCAGACACGCUCGCUGAGCUUAUUGAGACCAUGGAUCUCUUCCUCACGCACAAGAACCGCGAGAUCGUGCGCAGCGUCCUCGGGUUCGUCAAAGUUUGCGUUAUAUCCUUACCUACCGACCUAAUGCUACCUCGACUAAAGACCCUCAUCCCGAAUCUGAUGGUAUGGAGCCAUGAACAUAAAGCGCAUUUCAAGGCUAAGGUUAAGCAUAUCCUUGAGCGAAUGAUGAGGAGAUUUGGAGUUGAUGUCGUAAAUGAGCAUUGUCCUGAAGAAGACCGCAAACUCAUUGCUAAUAUCCGCAAAACGCGCGAGAGGAAUAAGAGACACAAGGAGGCGGCGAAAGCAGCUGGCGAUGAUGAUGAUGAAGCGGCAGAACCACAAAACGCAAAGAAGAAGGGACGCUUUGAGAGCGAGUACGAUGAAGCUGUUUACGGCAGCGACGAUGAAUCGGAUGGCUCUGAUGAUUCCGACGAUGAGGUUCUUGGCAAGAACAAGAAGGCCGCGAAGAAGGGCGGCAAUACUUAUAUCGUUGAAGAUGAGCAAGAGCCGCUGGAUCUUCUGGACCGUAAAGCGCUGGCCAACAUCUCGUCUACGAAACCUCUCAAGCAGCGACAGCCUGGCAGGACGAAAGCGAAGGUUGAUUUGGAUGGCAAGCUUUUGCUUGGGCAGGACAGCGAUGGCGAUGAUGAUGCGAUGAUUCUUGAUACGCCUGCAGAAGGCCAGGGAGAAGAGGGAGGAGUCGGUGCAUAUGUUAAUGCGAUCAAGGGCCGGGAUGCGGUGCAGAGGGGUAGGGGUGGGAGAUUAAAGUUCUCGAAUAAGAAGAGUAAGGAUGAGGAUGAUGAGAUGGAUGUGGAUGAAGACGAUAUAAAAGCUGUUAAGACGAAGAUUGUUGGGAACCCGAGAGGGGCUUUCAGGGGUGGAAGUGGAAGGGGUAGAGGAAGAGGCGGGUCCCGGGGCUCUAGUGGUAGGGGUGGUAUUGCUAAUGGACGGAGGGGAUUGGGAGAGGACAAGAGACAUGGACAGUCAGGGUCGGGGUCUAGAGGUGGUAGGGUUAUGAAAUCGCCGCGUGGAAACCGUGAGCGUAGAUAA